ACCUGCCCCCCGCCCGCUUGCCAGCGCUCGGGCCGGAGCUCUGGGCCGGGCGCGCCGCCGCCCUGGAGUGAGGGAAGCCCAACCGAAGGGGGUCUCCGGAGCCUGCCGCGAUGGACGCCGUCUUGGAGCCAUUCCCGGCCGACAGGCUGUUCCCCGGAUCCAGCUUCCUGGACUUGGGGGAUCUGAACGAGUCUGAUUUCCUCAACAAUGCGCACUUCCCUGAACACCUGGACCACUUUGCAGAGAACAUGGAGGACUUCUCCAAUGACCUGUUCAGCAGUUUCUUUGAUGACCCCGUGCUGGACGAGAAGAGCCCUCUACUGGACAUGGAACUGGACUCCCCCACGCCAGGCAUCCAGGCCGAGCACAGCUACUCCCUGAGCGGUGACUCGGCACCUCAGAGUCCCACUGUGCCCAUCAAGAUGGAGGACACCACCCAAGAUGUGGAACACGGAGCGUGGGUGCUGGGACACAAACUGUGCUCGGUCAUGGUGAAGCAGGAGCAGAGCCCGGAGCUGCCCGUGGACCCUCUGGCUGCCUCCUCAGCCAUGGCUGCCGCUGCCACCAUGGCCACCACCCCGCUGCUGGGCCUCAGCCCCCUGACCAGGUUGCCUGUCCCCCACCAGGCCCCGGGAGAGAUGACUCAGCUGCCAGUGAUCAAAGCAGAGCCUCAGGAGGUAAACCAGUUCCUCAAAGUGACACCUGAGGACCUGGUGCAGAUGCCUCCGACGCCCCCCAGCAGCCAUGGCAGCGACAGUGACGGCUCCCAGAGUCCCCGCUCUCUGCCCCCCUCCAGCCCCAUCCGGCCCAUGGCCCGCUCCUCCACAGCCAUCUCCACCUCCCCGCUCCUCACUGCCCCUCACAAAUUACAGGGGACGUCGGGGCCACUGCUCCUGACGGAGGAGGAAAAGCGCACCCUGAUCGCUGAGGGCUACCCCAUCCCCACAAAACUCCCCCUCACCAAAGCUGAGGAGAAGGCAUUAAAGAGGGUCCGGAGGAAAAUCAAGAACAAGAUCUCGGCCCAGGAGAGCCGCCGUAAGAAGAAGGAGUACGUGGAGUGUCUAGAAAAGAAGGUGGAGACCUUUACAUCCGAGAACAACGAACUGUGGAAGAAGGUGGAGACCCUGGAGAAUGCCAACAGGACCCUGCUCCAGCAGCUGCAGAAACUCCAGACUCUGGUCACCAACAAGAUCUCCAGACCUUACAAGAUGGCUGCCACCCAGACUGGGACCUGCCUCAUGGUGGCAGCCUUGUGCUUCGUCCUGGUGCUGGGCUCCCUCGUGCCCUGCCUCCCUGAGUUCUCCUCCGGCUCCCAGACUGUGAAGGAAGACCCCAUGGCCACUGACAGCGUCUACACUGCCAGUCAGAUGCCCUCCCGAAGCCUCCUGUUCUAUGAUGAGGGGCCAGGCUCUUGGGAGGAUGGCCGCAGCUCCCUGCUGCCCGUGGAGCCCCCGGAUGGCUGGGAGAUCAAGCCCGGGGGGCCGGCGGAGCAGCGACCCCAGGACCACCUGCAGCAUGACCACCUGGACAGCACCCACGAGACCAGCAAGUACCUGAGUGAGGCCUGGCCCAAGGACGUCGGUGGAAACAGCACCAGUCCUGACUUCUCCCACCCUAAGGAGUGGUUCCACGAGAGGGAUCUGGGCCCCAACACCACCAUCAAACUCUCCUAGGCCGUGCCAAGACCCAGGACACAGGACGUACCCUCUGGCACUCAGAAGAGGGCUUGUCUUGCUCACUCACCCGGAUCCGGCUAUUACCCCUGCCCCCUGGGGUCCGUCUCCCCCCCCAGCCCACCUUUGCCCCGGAUCUUGACUGGGGCCUCUCCUCUCCCCGCACAUUUGGACUGUCCCCGUAGGCCAACUGCUCUGUUCUCACCACCACUUCACAGCCAUCCGUCCUUCUCAGAUAAACCACUCACUGGGUUACCUUUCUCAUAACGACCAACAGGACCACUGCCUCCCUGCCCCAGCCCCACCACACACACACACACGCACACACACGCACACACACGCACACACACACACA
Kogia breviceps (pygmy sperm whale) is the source of this 2028-nucleotide messenger RNA. RefSeq names its product cAMP responsive element binding protein 3 like 1 (gene CREB3L1). Gene Ontology annotation, biological process: regulation of transcription by RNA polymerase II. The record is from RefSeq and is a predicted model, not a curated record. Gene Ontology annotation, molecular function: cAMP response element binding; DNA-binding transcription factor activity, RNA polymerase II-specific. Lineage: Eukaryota; Metazoa; Chordata; Mammalia; Artiodactyla; Physeteridae.